Messenger RNA from Cuscuta campestris, 1035 nucleotides. The record is from the annotation of a GenBank genome assembly. Lineage: Eukaryota; Viridiplantae; Streptophyta; Magnoliopsida; Solanales; Convolvulaceae.
CAAGCGACGACGUCUCCAAUCAUUUCAAUAUUCAGAGAAGAAGAAGAAGGAAGAAAACCCAUCCUGUUUGUGAAAUAACAUCCAUGGAUCCGCGAACCCACAACCAGUCUAGUGGCGAUGCCAAGGCCGGCGACCACCCGGCGCCGUCUAGGUCCGAGUUAUUGUCCAGCGCGAAGCUUGUAGCGGACGCCGCCAGAGCCAAGUUUAGCCACGAGCAGAGCAAGGCGGACAAGGCGGAGCUCUCUGCUGCCGCGGCGGAUCUCCUCAACGCGGCGUCCCAUUACGGGAAGCUGGAGGAGAAGUCAUAUGGGAAAUACGUUGAGAAAGCCGAGAACUAUCUCCACAAAUACAGCACCUCCCAUUCCCCCACCGCCGCCGCGGCAGCAUCGGACCACCAUUCUGCCUCCGCCCAGCAAGGCCAUUCUUCCGGGAAUUCCGGUGGUGGAUACGGCGAGUAUAUGAAGAUGGCCGAAGGGGUCUUCAAGAAACAUUCAGCUCAUGAUUCCACCACCCCGGAAGCGCCGGACCACCAUUCCUCCGCUGCCGGAGGAGCUCAUUCAUCCGGGCACUCCGGCGGAGGAGGCGGCGGGUACGGAGAGUAUAUAAAGAUGGCCGAGGGCAUCUUCAAUAAACAUUCAGCUACGGAUUCCACCACCACCACCACAAGCCAUUCUGAAAAUAAAUACGGAGAAUAUGCUAAGAUGGCCGGAGAUUUCUUGAAGAAACAUUGAUUUGGUACUCAUUUCACCUUCUUGUAUUACUAUAAUUAAGGUGUCAAGAGGAUAGAUGUGUUUAUAAGUUCUUUGGGCAUAAUUUCUCUUUAAUGUUGUCAUAAAUUACAUUAGAAACCUUGUAAGGGUGUAAUAAGCCUCACGGAGCAUUUCCUAAUUUAUUGUGAUGUCUAGAAUGUGAUCUAUGUCUUUUUUUAGUUAAUAAAAAUUCUACAAAAGAUUGUUCUUUCUUGAACAAAUUCAAUGUGUUAAGGUUUGUAGCUUCAUCAUCAAACUUCAACUUUACAGUUCAAUGGAGAUGGUA